Molecule: messenger RNA, 559 nt
Organism: Galendromus occidentalis (western predatory mite)
Lineage: Eukaryota; Metazoa; Arthropoda; Arachnida; Mesostigmata; Phytoseiidae
Gene: LSm3
Product: U6 snRNA-associated Sm-like protein LSm3
Exons: 3
Coding region: 191-502 (103 amino acids)
Biological process (GO): mRNA splicing, via spliceosome
Molecular function (GO): RNA binding
Source: RefSeq, a predicted model, not a curated record
AUCAGCGCACAGGCGCGGGACUCGACAGACCAAAACAAAAUACGAGCCUGGAGAAACGAUCGGUGAAGCCGCCUCAAGAAACGUUCCUACGAGCUGGUGAGUCUUCGCGAGACGAAGGGUUCGCACACUCGAAUCGGUGCAGAACCCGUUCUUCCACUCACGAACUCCCCGAUUUGUGCGACUGGGAAGGAUGGCAGAAGAGGCCGAGAAUCAAAGUGCGCCAUGCGUCAUGAACGAGCCGCUCGACAUGGUGAGACUUUCCUUAGACGAACGUAUCUACGUGAAGAUGAGGAACGAACGUGAACUGCGAGGACGUCUGCACGCCUAUGAUCAGCAUCUCAACAUGGUCUUAGGGGAUGUCGAGGAGACGGUCACUUCGGUGGAGAUCGACGAAGAAACGUUCGAGGAGGUUUACAAAACGUCCAGGCGAUCUAUUCCAAUGCUCUUCGUCAGAGGAGACGGCGUGAUUUUGGUUUCCCCACCAUCGAGGCCGACCAUGUGAAGUGAAAUGUCAUGCAGUUCUGUAAACUUGUCCAUAAAAAGUUUUAUUCCCGGACAA